AUCACGUGGAGAAAGAAUAUCCAAUCCAUUAUUCCAUUCAUCAUUACACAAGGAGGGACGUCAUCCUUCGCCAAGUCAAGUCAAAGAAGAAGGGUCAAACUCUUUGAUUCCCCUUAAACCCCCAGUUUUGCACUUACCUUUUAUGUUCCUAAACGUUGACAAGAAGGGCCAUAUGGUAAUUUCGAUAAAAAGUCAAACUGUAUGACUUCCAAUUCCUAUAAAUAGCUCCAUUGAGGGUUCAUUUCUGUCAUAUCGAUCUCCUUCUUUCUUCACUGCAACAUAUAAGCCUUCCUUUGCUGUCGCUGUAUAUCUUCUUCUUCUUCACCAGUUUACUCAUCCCUUUGCUUUGUUAACUUAGUCAUGAAGACAAUGAGAAAUCAAGAGGUUAUGGGAUUGGACAUGGCGAAAUGUCUGAUGCUACUCUCUUGUAGGUUAGAGACCAAGUUCAAGAAGUGUUCAUCGUCGCCAAACCAUGUCUACGAGUGCAAAACCUGCAACCGCCAAUUCUCAUCGUUCCAAGCUCUUGGUGGCCACAGAGCUAGUCACAAGAAGCCGAGAACGUUACCGGGCGGCGAUGAUGACCUGAAAAGUGAGGCCAAAUUGGCGCAAGGCAAGCCGAAAAAGCACGAGUGCUCCAUAUGUGGGCUGGAGUUUAGUUUGGGGCAAGCUCUUGGGGGUCAUAUGAGAAGGCACAGGAUGAUGAACGCCGGGUUUUCUUCUUCAGCUCCUUCUGCGGUUGUUGUUGCUUCGAAGAUUCCUGUGCUGAUGAGGUCGAAUAGUAAGAGGGUGAUGUGUUUGGACAUGGACUUGAACUUGACGCCUCUGGAAAAUGACCUCAAGGUCUUGUUUGGGAACAUGGCUCCAAAAGUUGAUACUUUGGUUUCUUAAUUCUUUUCAUCCGAUCGCUAUUGUAAUCAUUCUUUUAUUAGGUCUCAGAUUAUUUUCUGUAACAUACCAUUUGAUGUACUAACCGAUUCUUUUUUAAUUAACUUGAUUAUUCUUUUGUACAACUUCUCGAUCGUAUAUCAUAAUUCAUUUAUUUAUCAGUUGUUUACAGGCACUCCUUGUCUCCUUGUUUACCUUAUUCAUUUGAAUCCAGAAACAUGAUCAAUUCAUCAUAAUCACUAUCUAUCAGGCCUUUUGCGCUUUGUAAUUGGCUUUGUCUAUACUGUAUUUGAUGGAGCUAGAACCAAAA
This is a messenger RNA of Fragaria vesca subsp. vesca, 1195 nucleotides long. Its product is annotated as zinc finger protein ZAT11-like. Gene Ontology annotation, biological process: response to chitin; response to stress. Lineage: Eukaryota; Viridiplantae; Streptophyta; Magnoliopsida; Rosales; Rosaceae. The coding region runs from base 361 to 888 and encodes 175 amino acids. The transcript has a single exon. The record is from RefSeq and is a predicted model, not a curated record.